AUGUUUGCAGGUAUCGACCUCGAUCGCCAUCACGUCAAGGCGAGCCACCGAAAGGCGCCCAAGAGCGACAAUGUCUACCUCAAGCUCUUGGUGAAGCUCUACCGCUUCCUUGCCCGCCGAACCGAUUCAAACUUCAACAAGGUCGUGCUCAAGCGCCUGUUCAUGUCCCGCAUCAACCGCCCUCCCAUGUCCAUCUCGCGCAUCGCCAGCAAAGUCUCAACCGAGACGGCGCAAAAGGCGUACAAGGACAAGACCAUCGCCGUCAUUGGCACCGUCACGGACGACAACCGCCUGCUCACCGUGCCUGAACUCCACAUCGCCGCACUGCGGUUCACCGCCACUGCCCGCGCCAGGAUUGAGAAGGCUGGCGGUGAGUGUCUGACGCUCGACCAGCUCGCCAUGAGACACCCGACGGGAAGCAACGUGGUGCUCUUGCGGGGACCCAAGAAUGCCAGAGAGGCCGUCAAGCAUUUCGGCUUUGGCCCGCACAAACACAAGAAGCCUUAUGUCGAGAGCAAGGGGAGGAAAUUCGAGAAGGCUCGAGGAAGGAGACGGUCCAAGGGUUUCAAGGUGUAA
Messenger RNA from Cladophialophora psammophila CBS 110553, 576 nucleotides. Its product is annotated as large subunit ribosomal protein L18e. Bases 1 to 576 code for a protein of 191 amino acids. The record is from RefSeq and is a predicted model, not a curated record. Gene Ontology annotation, cellular component: cytosolic large ribosomal subunit; ribosome. The transcript is spliced from 2 exons. Gene Ontology annotation, molecular function: RNA binding; structural constituent of ribosome. NCBI's taxonomy places the organism in Eukaryota, Fungi, Ascomycota, Eurotiomycetes, Chaetothyriales, Herpotrichiellaceae. Gene Ontology annotation, biological process: translation.